UUUGCCGUCCGCCGCCCGCUUCUGAGAGUCUGAGGACUGAGGUUCGGUACCCCUGCAGUGCCCUCUGGACGGGAUUCUGCCUGCGCUGAGCGGGGCUCGGGGAUGAAGGCGAGUCCGGAGCCAGGGAAGCAGCAGCAGCAGCAGCAGCAGCAGGGCCAGGUGGCACCGGCUGCGGCUGCGGCUGCAGCGGGGAAGGAGCCCGAUCCACGCCGGGCAAGGGACGGCGCCAAGAGCGAGGCGACGGAGGCGGAGCGGCUGCGCACCCGGGAGCGGCUGGAGGCCACCCUCGCCGGGCUGGCCGAAUUGGAAUUUCUGCGCCAGCGCCAGGAGUUGCGCGUCAAGCGGCUACUGGCCGCCGCGCCCGCCGCUUCCCUGGCCGGGGUCUGCUCCGGGGAGACGGCGAGAGGUGGAGCCGGAGCCGGGAUCGCCCCGCGCAGCUUGGAGGAGAAGUUCCUGGAGGAGAACAUCCUGCUCCUGCGGAGGCAGCUGAACUGCUUAAGAAGAAGAGAUGCUGGCUUAUUAAACCAAUUGCAAGAAUUGGACAAACAGAUCAGUGAUUUGAGGCUGGAUGUUGAAAAGACAGCAGAUGAACACCUAGACAUGGAUAGCCGUCCCAGCUCAGGGUUUUAUGAGCUGAGUGAUGGGGCUUCUGGAUCUCUCUCCAACUCGUCAAACUCUGUUUUCAGUGAGUGUUUAUCCAGUUGUCACUCCAGUACUUGCUUCUGCAGCUCUUUGGAUGCAUCCCUGAGUAGCUCUGAAGGUCGGCCCAAGUCUGCAGAUUUCAUCAGCUGGCUGGAGCAUAACAAAGGAAUCCAACACAAUGACACAGUGGGGAUGGCCUCUUGCUCUCCAAUGCCACACUCAGAUUCUCUUGACAUUGUUGCAGAUGUACAUCCAAAAUAUCAGUGUGAUCUGGUGUCUAAAAAUGGAAAUGAUGUAUACCGUUAUCCCAGCCCCUUACAUGCUGUUGCAGUGCAGAGCCCCAUGUUUCUUCUGCCGGUGACCAGUAAUCCCCCAGGAGAAGAAGAAGAAGAAAGAACCAGUGGCAAUGCUGUUGAUGUUUGUGCUGAAACUGAACUCAACUCAGAAAAAACAGUUGAUUCUUGCCUCCCACACAUCUCUCAUUCUCCAUCCUGUCCUUUGCCCAACAGAAAAAUGGAUGGAUAUAUCUUAAGCCUUGUACAAAAAAAGGUCCCUUCAGUUAGGACUAAUAAACCAAGAACGAAUUUGAAUGCAGACCUGGCCAAGGGGAUUUUGAGACAUGGAAGCUUGUGUCUUCGGCAGAUGGCUGGUGUUGCUUCUAGCAAUACCACUAACAUUAAGAAUCUCAAUCAGUCACCUUCACAUUCCGGUGAAACCAGCCUCACCCUAGAUAACAGUGCCUUUUCUCCCAUAAAACAGCAUUCAAGAGAAAUAGAGCAUAUGGAGUUAAAAAAGAUACCUGCACCUGCUGUUUUCCCACCAAAUGCUAAUAAUGAUCAAAGCAAGCACACAAUGAGGAAUGUCAAAACUCAAGAAGUGAUGCGAUCCCCUGUGACUAAAAGUGAUAUUCCCAGGGAAAGUGGUCAACUCUUUUUGACAUGUCCUAAAGAAAGCCCAGGACAGCACAUAACAACCUUGAAGGAAAAGAAAGCCAUCCAGCUUCCCAAAAAGCUAUCAUUUAAAAGCAAUGAGAUGCAGUCAGCUUGCUCUGUUUUGUCAAGUCAGGACAGCAGACCGUUCGUGGAAUUUAAGAGCGAGGGGUCAUCAUCUCAGAGUCUGGAGGAGGGAUUGCUAGUGAAUGCCCAGUUCAUACCUGCUCAGCCACAAACAGUCAGACUUCACAAAGGCACCAGGAGUGUCAAAAUUCUCAAAAGUUCUAUGGUGAAACACAAGUCUCAUCUUGUCACAGUGCUGGAAAAUGGACCUCAGGCUGGACGUGAGAGGGCCAAACCUGUGGGCAAGAAGUGUCACUUCCUGGAUGACUUGGAUACAAAUAAGAAGGCAAGAAAGACCACUUUGAGAGGGAAGAAAGGUAUCCAUCCGCAGCCAGAUGCCAACCUUCUGAGUCGGCAGCCAGGCGUAUUUAAGACUGUGAUGAGGCCCCAUGGACACGGCAGGGAAACAGUGGUGGCCAAGCCCAAGCACAAGCGUGCUGACUAUCGGCGCUGGAAACUGUCUGCAGAGGGGUCUUAUGAAGACGCCCUUAGGAGGGCAAGGAGGAACAGGAGAGAAGCUAUUGGAGCCUAUUCACGGAUUCCGCAUCCUUAUAUUAGCCCCUAUGCCUAUGUUGCUAGUGACUCAGAAUAUUCGGCUGAAUGUGAGUCCCUCUUCCACUCCACUGUAGUGGACACCAGCGAGGAUGAAAGGAGCAACUACACCACCAACUGCUUUGGGGACAGUGAAUCCAGCUUAAGUGGAGUGGAGUUUGUUGGUGAAAGCACAACCACCAGUGACUCAGAUGAAAGCGGGGGCCUCCUUUGGUCCCAGUUUGUUCAGACACUUCCUAUCCAGGCAGUGGCUGCUGCUUCAGAGCUCCAUGAAAAUGCAGCCAAAGCCUUUGUUAAGAUUAAAGCAUCCCAUAACCUUAAGAAGAAAAUCCUCCGCUUUCGGUCUGGCUCUCUCAAACUGAUGACUACUGUCUAACUGCAUAUGAAAAAUAAAUUAUAGCAGCAGUGAUAGUAGCAUCUCUGCCAAUUGGCAAACCGUGUAUGUGUAAGGGAAGUGGGUGCCAGGAUUCUGGUGGGCCUUGGGCACGUUUCUUCAGGACUCGGGAGCUGUGCAGCAGAGUUGGCUCCAAGAGCGCCUUAACGGGCUGUCAUCAGAGCUGCCUGCCUGAACAGCUUGAAGAGCAGGGCGAGCAACUUUCCUGUGACUGGAGCGCACACGUUUGUGCAUGCCUGCUUUUUGGACUAUAGAGGGUUUGCCCAGAUCAAGCAAGUGAGGGAAGGGCAAGUCCCACAGGGUGACAGCGUUGUGCCAUUCCAAGGUUUCCACAUCUUUUCCAGCUUCAGAGGUCAGUUUAAGAAUCACCACUGUAAGGUUAUCCCAGGUUAAGGAAUGAUAACGUUUUUGGGAUAGGGCCAAAUAUUGUAAACUUG
Candoia aspera is the source of this 3080-nucleotide messenger RNA. RefSeq names its product dishevelled binding antagonist of beta catenin 1 (gene DACT1). Gene Ontology annotation, cellular component: cytoplasm. The record is from RefSeq and is a predicted model, not a curated record. The coding region runs from base 103 to 2625 and encodes 840 amino acids. Gene Ontology annotation, biological process: regulation of Wnt signaling pathway, planar cell polarity pathway; negative regulation of canonical Wnt signaling pathway; negative regulation of JNK cascade. The transcript is spliced from 4 exons. NCBI's taxonomy places the organism in Eukaryota, Metazoa, Chordata, Lepidosauria, Squamata, Candoiidae.